AUGUUUCGACGGACACGUGCGGCAAACGUUAUCCGGAUAGAGCGCGAGCGGCACCCGGGAACUUUUGGGAGCCGCCGACCGAGAAGGGGUGGAUCACGCCAAGGUCCAAGAAGAGAACGGGUGGAAGAGGCUAGGUUUGUGCGCGAAGUUAUAGGGGUGUCCGAGAAGAUCGGAAAGGGCAAGGAGAGCCCAAUGACGGCGGGAGAGAGCGAGCCCGCCAAUGUGGAACGGGCAACGGAGAAGCCUGUAGUGGUGUACCCAGAUUUGGGAAGAUAUUUUGCGAGAGUGCGACGGGAGCUCGCCGAGUGGUAUCAGGCAAAUGUGGGAGCAACAACGGAAGCCGUGGGAGCCGAAGAGCCAGAGCACGGAGUGGAGAAGACGUCUCCGGAGAAGAGCGACGAUGGCGACAGUGGAAGCGUGUGGAUGACGCCAAAGGCAAAGAAGACAGCCCGCAAGAGGAGCGCGACGAGUUAG
This is a messenger RNA of Klebsormidium nitens, 474 nucleotides long. Lineage: Eukaryota; Viridiplantae; Streptophyta; Klebsormidiophyceae; Klebsormidiales; Klebsormidiaceae. The record is from the annotation of a GenBank genome assembly.